Pelagomonas calceolata is the source of this 1833-nucleotide messenger RNA. Lineage: Eukaryota; Pelagophyceae; Pelagomonadales; Pelagomonadaceae. The record is from the annotation of a GenBank genome assembly.
AUGGCACGACGCCGCCCGAACAGCGGCGGCGGCGCCGCAGCAUUAGCCAAGUACUUCCUCCUCGUCUGGGCCGUCGCGCUCGGCGCGCUCGUCGUGCUGCACGAGCGCAGCAUCGCGGACGAGGUGCGCCGGGACUGGGCCGCGGUCGAAGGCGAGGUCCGCAAGGACUGGGCCGUGGUAGAAGGUGAAGUGCGCAAGGAGUGGGCUGUGGUCGAAGGCGCGGUGGAACGGGAAGCUCACUACCUCCUCGACGGGAUGAAGGCGCCGCCGUCGCCGGCGGCGGCGCCCGAGAAGCGCGACCAUGCGCCUGACCACCAUACGUUCGCGACGCCAGCGGCGCCCGACGAGCACCGCGCGCGCAAGCGCAUGUUCGCGACGCCGCCGCCGCGCGUCGCGACCGCGCCGCCGCGCGAAUCCUGCUCUUCCAUAAUCGAGAGGAUGCGCUACUGGUCGCGCGGCGAGACGCACGCGUCGCCGUACGCUGGUUAUGGCCCGAAGCGCAAAUAUUUAACCUUUGAACCGGACGCGGGCGGCUGGAACAACAUCCGCAUGGCCUUUGAGACGUUGGCCGUCUUGGCGCACGCGACGGGUCGAGUUCUCGUGAUGCCCCCGCCCCAGCGCUUGUAUCUCUUGAAAGUCACACAUGCCGGCAACACGCGGGCCCACCACGGCGUCGACGCGUUCCUGGACUUCGACGCCUUACGAGGCGCGCUCGAGGUCAUUUCCAUCUCUCAAUUCCUCAACGAAACGAUAAAAAAUGAUAAUACGAGGCGGCACCUGAAGGGCCUCGCGGAGCGCGCGACGAACGGUGGUGUCAUAGCGCGGCGGCAGCUGCGCGAGUGGAUGCGUAGGCAUGCGGACGUCGAGCCGCGCUGGGCACCAUUAAAGGAAUGCGUCGCCUUCGGGCCCUGCUCUACUCACAACAAAUACCGGCAUUUGACCGCGGAUAAAUUCUGUACGCACACGCGACGCGUGCGCUAUGUCGAUCAACGCUUCGCGGGCGCGCCGUGGGUCCACAUGACGACGAACGCGUCCCAUGGGUAUAGGAUGUUCACGCACUGGUAUACGUUUCUGUUGUUCGACGAUGGUGUCACGGACCUCUACUACAAGCGCUUCGGGCGCGAUAGACUCAAAUACAAGGAUGAAGUGUUCUGCGCGGCCGGGAGGGUGGUCGACGCGUUAACGCGUCACGGUGAAACGUACCAGGCGGCGCAUAUAAGGAGAGGUGAAUUGCAGUUCGUCUCCGUGAGGAUAUCGUGCGAAGAGUGGCGUGAUGCCUUACUGAGUUUCGGCUAUGACAAGGACGAGGUGCUGUUUGUUUUGACCGAUGAAAAAGAUAAAACUUGGUUCGCGCCGCUCGAGGAAGCCUUCGCGAAGAUUUACUAUCUGCGCGAUUUUCAGGAGGAAGUGUCCGAUCUAUACGACCCGAACGCGCUGGGCAUGGUCGAGCAGGUCGUGGCCUCGGCGAAGCCGUGUCGGCUGUUCACGGGGACCUUCUUUAGCACCUUCUCCGGUUAUGUGGCACGCUUAAGGGCCUACUACGGCCAUGCCGCCGACACGUUCUUCUACGCGGCGCCGAAGGCGAAGCAUCGGGUCUUGCACGACACGUCGGAUACAAUUCAUGCGCCCUUCUACAACCGCGAGUGGGCGCUGGCGUGGAACAACCUCGAGGAGCCGCUGCCGAAGGACCGGCCGCCGGUCUGGCCGCUCCCGGCCGUCGUGAACGUGACGGACAUCAAAGCGCGCAAGGAAAGGUACCCGAAGGACACGGUGGCGCGCAUCAAGGCCGCCGACGCUGCUGCCAAAAAGGCGAAGUUCCGGCCUCCGCCGUGA